AUGAUAUAUUCAAGAAGGUCGACAAUCUACGACCUAGUCAGUCUUAGCGAUUGUAACCUAGUAAACGUAAUUGAAAAUUAUCAAAUGAAAUACUAUUUUUAUCACUUAUUGUCAUGGCCACACUUGACAAAUAUAACAACGAACCUCAGGGGAAGAGUUUGCGGAUACUCAAUGGCAAAGCUGGAGGAAGAUAAGAACAAGGCAGGACACGUUACAGCUGUCGGAGUCUUGAGAUCGUUCAGAAACAUAGGAAUCGCAAAGAAAGUAAUACGCCAAACCCAUGUGGCGAUGAAGGAAGUCUACGACUGUGAUUGCACGUAUUUGUUUGUUAGAGUGACAAACUGGGCAGCACAUUCACUGUACAAAGGGCUCGGAUACUUUGUGGACGAGCUGUCGAAAGAAUACUUUUACGACAAGGAAGAUGCAUAUUCAAUGAAACUAAUCUUCAAACACAAUUUAUAA
Theileria orientalis strain Shintoku is the source of this 462-nucleotide messenger RNA. Its product is annotated as GNAT-family N-acetyltransferase. Lineage: Eukaryota; Apicomplexa; Aconoidasida; Piroplasmida; Theileriidae. The transcript is spliced from 4 exons. Gene Ontology annotation, biological process: N-terminal peptidyl-glutamic acid acetylation. The record is from RefSeq and is a predicted model, not a curated record. Gene Ontology annotation, molecular function: protein N-terminal-serine acetyltransferase activity; protein-N-terminal-glutamate acetyltransferase activity. Gene Ontology annotation, cellular component: NatA complex. Bases 1 to 462 code for a protein of 153 amino acids.